Messenger RNA from Kluyveromyces lactis, 2391 nucleotides. RefSeq lists its product as uncharacterized. Lineage: Eukaryota; Fungi; Ascomycota; Saccharomycetes; Saccharomycetales; Saccharomycetaceae. The transcript has a single exon. Gene Ontology annotation, molecular function: protein binding. Bases 1 to 2391 code for a protein of 796 amino acids. The record is from RefSeq and is a predicted model, not a curated record.
AUGACGGAUGGUACUAUAGAACAUGCUCAGGACCAGUCGUUAAUAGACGAUGCCUCCACUUUGUUGAUGUUCUCUAAAACAUCGAAUUCAAACGUCAACUCGAGCGAUGAGGGUAAAGACGAGUUAAAAGCCGAUAUACAUACACACAAAAUGACACCAACUCCUUCCGCUGGAACUGCAAGUCAGGUCGGAAGUCAAGCUGGUAGUCACAGUGGGAGCGCUGGUGAUAUAAGUAUGCAUAUGAAUCCCAUGACAUCACCGGGCCCUGCAUCUGUGGCACUUAUCAAAGAUGAUGAUGACGAUGAUCAUCUAAAAGGCAGUCCCGUUGACAAUGGUAUUCAUCGCAGCAACUCAAAUAGCGAAAAGACAAAGAAAAGCGGGAAUAAGAAGGGUAUGGUUGCGGCUGCUGCGUUAGCACAAGCAGCUACGAUGCCACUACCUCUUAAACGAAAAGCAGAAAACGAUAGAAAACCUGCUGCGAACAACAGCGUGCCAAUGCCUAGAUCAGGUGCCGAGGAAAAAUCUCCUUCAAAGCAAGCAAAGAGCGAAGAUAAAGUGGUGGAACAAGAAGAUAGUUUCAAAGAAGCUGUAGAGGAACAAAAACUUGAAAAAUCUGAAACGGAUAGGUUUUCUUCGGUUCCCGAAUCUUAUGUUGUUGAUCCAGAUGCUGGUAUAAUAACGUGCAUCUGUGGCUAUGAAGAUGAUGAUGGAUUUACUAUACAAUGCGACCAUUGUUUCCGUUGGCAACAUGCUAUAUGCUAUGGAAUUGAACAUGAAAAAGAUGCCCCAGAUGACUUUCUGUGCAACAUCUGCAAUUCUAGGUUUGUAGAUGUAAAGCUAGCAAAGAAGAAACAACAAGAAAGGAUCAGAAAUGCUCAGAAUAAGAAGCGUAGACGCACGGCAAAUGGCAACAUAAAAGAGGUGAAGACAAAAGAGGCCACGUCUGGUACGAAAGACUCACGGAAUCCAGGUACUUCUGAAGCGACGGACCAUCGUAUAGAACCAGAGGCCAUUCCAUCCGCAGAUCCUCUUACGAACAUUGUUUUAAUAAAUGCUAAAGAAGCUUAUCCUACAGUGUAUCUCCCUUUGACUUCAAAUGAUUACAAAGAUAAAUACGUUGAACUUUUCGUAAAAGACCACGCUGAUGACGACUGGGUUAUACCUUAUCAUAAAUUAACGUUCAAACCUAUUCCGAUUGAAAUUAAACCAUAUUCUGACAGUAAUCACUCAAGAUUGUUCCCUGGAUACCCCAAGUUAGCUGUAUACUUGAAGCAAGGAUGUGAUGAAGGAGACUACAUCGAUGAAUUCUUAGGAGAGAUUGAUUUCCAAAGGAAAUACUUAGAAGAUCCAAGAAAUAACUAUAGAGUCUGGGGAACUGCAAAACCUAAAGUCAUUAUUCAUCCCCACUGGCCGAUUUAUAUUGAUGCCAGGUUAAGUGGAAAUUUAACGAGAUACUUGAGACGAUCAUGCAAUCCCAAUGUUGAACUAGUCACAAUCAAAUUGACUAAUUCCAAUAACCAGGAUGAGAUAAAGUUCGUUCUUAGAGCUCUAAGAUUCAUUGAUAAAGGUGAAGAACUUCACAUCAAAUGGGACUGGGACCUGAGACAUCCAAUAUGGAAGUUAAUAAAUCAUAAUGAGAGCAUAGAUUCCAUUGAAGAGCCACAAAGGUAUCUUUUCAUACAUUCCAUAGACACCAUUCUAGGAAGUUGUGAUUGUGCCUGUGGAAGUAAUAGUAAAGAUUGUUACUUGCUGAAAAUCAAACGCCAUUCUCAAUCACUCUAUAGAUCAGUCAAAUCAAAAAUGAAUAAUCGAUACAAGCUUAACGAAAUAUUACACGGAAACAAAUUGCAAACCAAAAAACAGUCAUCUAUUCUCAGUAAAUUAGCGCAUGCCACAAUCUCAGACGCAGCAAGGGCCAAUGAAUUUCUACUUAAAUUCAAUGCCGUUAAGCUAAAGAUGUUAGAACCGGUCUCUGACACUGUACAGAAGAAGUCUUUCCAUACGAACGCUGGGAGUAUCAGAGGGAACAAAUACAGGGUUUCAGUGACGGAGUCCAAAAACAGGGUUGACCCCCUUAAAGAAAGUCUUUCAUUCAUUUCAGAUCCUUCUAAGUUCGAUGAAUCACAGAUUAAACACCCAGCCGAUCUUCCUAUUCCCAUACAGACAAUAAGUACUGAAGAUAACCCUCCAACUGACACCACCAUAACAAAUAUAACCGAAACUAUAUCAAACCAAGGACAAACUAGUGUCACUUCCGAUUCUAAUAGCAUUAAAAAUUCGUUGAAGCGUGGAAUAGACAGCGUUCCCGGCCCUUCGUCUACUAUCCACCAAGCUCAGAUGAAAAAGAAAUUAUCGUUUGCUGAUUAUAAGAAAAAAAUCAAACCUGCUUAA